This is a messenger RNA of Rotaria socialis, 1794 nucleotides long. The record is from the annotation of a GenBank genome assembly. NCBI's taxonomy places the organism in Eukaryota, Metazoa, Rotifera, Eurotatoria, Philodinida, Philodinidae.
AUGAAGAACAAGCAAUGGAGUGUCUGGGAACCGACUCAAAUUCAAACGGAAAAAAAUCUAGGUAAAAAACAAGUACAACCUGCAAAUGGAAGUACACUGGUUUCAAAUGUUCAGAACGCGUUGUGGCUGAAACCUGUAAUAACUGGUCUUGCAAUUGGAGUUUUAGUUGGUGGUUUAGUAUUGGCUACAGUUACGGCAUCAUAUUUGGCCAAUUCAGUAUCUUACCUAAUCUAUUUAACUUUUCUUCAGCAACAACUACAGCAACUACCACAAGUACUUCUACAACUACGUCGACAAGUACUACCACAAGUACUUCUACAACUACAUCGACAAGUACUACCACAAGCACCUCGACAACAACUACGACAAGUACUUCGACUACGAGUACCACAACAAGUACUUCGACAACGAGUAGUAACGUCAACUUCAACAACAUCAACUACGAGUACCACUUCGACAACAACUACUUCCACAACGCUUUUAUGUUCAGCCUCUGCUACAUCAACACAUGCUCCCGGCGGCCAAGGAGGUGAAUCUGUCCUGUAUACAUUUGACAACACUCCCAACGAUUAUUACGGCAAUUACAAUGCUGUUGCAUUCAAUAGUCCACAAUAUAUCUCACCGGGAUACAAUGGCCGUGGAUAUGCGAUUCAACUCCUUUCAUAUAGUUCACAGUAUCUGACAGUUGCAAAUUAUAUGAAUUUCUAUCAGACUAGUCUCACUGUCGAAGCGUGGAUUUAUCCCCUGGCAGUUUAUACUGGCACUCCGUACAGUGAUAUGAUCAUCUACGCUCAAACAAAUUCUUCAGCAAGUAAUCAGUACAUGUGGAUGAUGUUGAGAAAUGGAAAAAACUACGGUGCAUUCUUUGCCAAUGAUGUGACUGGACCAACUAUGUUUCAAGUGAAUCAAUGGCAACACAUGGCAUUUACGUAUGAUUAUGCGGCGGGCACGCAAGUUGUUUAUGUUAACGGGGUUGUGGACGCCACACAUACAAAUUCAAGUCCUUGUUUGAUUACAGCUGGAAUACAAACAAUCGGUGCAUAUCCAUCUUUCACAUCUGGCUUUUUUAAUGGCUAUAUCGAUCAGCUCGAAAUCUUAUUCGGACAAGCAAAGACAGCAGCUGAAAUUUUAGACGAUGCAACCUUAGUUGGAUACUAUUCUAUGGAUUGUCUAAGUUAUUCCAGUUGGGAUAGUGGUCCUAAUCAAAUUCAGGGUGUGACAUUUGGAUUGAGCAGUGGCGAUGGUGGACGAGUUGGACAGUCCUAUUUAUUUAAUACAAGUUCAAGUUAUUUCCAAGUAACAGGACUCGUUUUAAUAGGACAAUCAUAUAAUCCAUUUUCAUUUGCAAUGUGGUUAAGACCAAUAAUAUCAGUUACAAAUGGUGGUACUAUUCUACACAUCUCUCAGUAUCCUGAUGGUACUGGUUGGUGUGUUCAAUUCAUAGGGUUAAACUCACUGGGACAGAUACUCGUGAGUGGAUACAGUGCAACUGGUAUCGUUCAAGUCACUGGACCUGUUCUUAUAGUUGACCAGUGGAUUCAUAUUGUAGAAACUUUCAGUCAAGUUAACGGAAUAUGUCUAUAUAUCAAUGGAGUACUCUACGGACAAAGUAGUGCAUUCGCCUAUCCAUCAAGUGGCGUACCAAUGUCAGCCACUCUUGGACAGCCUUUAAAUGGGUUCUACUGUGCUCAUGGUGGAAUUCAACCUGGUUUCUAUCAGGGAAGUAUCGAUGAAUUUCGUAUUUAUAGUAGAGAGUUAUCUCAAGCAGACGUAAUUACUUUGGCCAAUCCUUAA